AUGAACGGGUGUGGGAGGCAGCGUGUGAGUCGCCGCCGGGUCGGGCGCCCGCGAAGCGACGUGCGGCGGGCGGCGCGGCCGGAGCGGGACUGGGCCCGCGACUCGCGCCUGCGUGCCCCGACGGCCCCGAUUGAUCAAGUGUCUGUCGGAUCAAUCCGUCGCGGUCGGGUCGGCUCGGGCGUCUCCGAUGGCUUUCGGGGGCUCGUGACGUCACCGCGGGACGCACGCGCGCCGACAGGUGGGCGCACUGCGUCGCGGGAGGUCGUGUUAUCAUAUGAUAAGGGUAGUCAGUUUGGCCAAGAAAAGAUUAAACUCGACCACACUUCACAACAAAUAUAUAUUGAGAUAAGAUGUUCCAUCUAUAGGAAAUACCAGCCGAAAGAGCCAUCAUCACUACAUAUAAAUCAAAUCAGCGGAAAUUUUUGGUUACAGACUCUACGCUCUGACGUCUACGAACGCUACAGUUUCCGCGCCGUACGAUCCGUAGAGAGCUACGAAGUGCGUAGCGCUUACACGCUACGCAUUAGGAGAUGA
Messenger RNA from Leptosia nina, 534 nucleotides. Lineage: Eukaryota; Metazoa; Arthropoda; Insecta; Lepidoptera; Pieridae. The record is from the annotation of a GenBank genome assembly.